AAAAAACGCGUAUAUCAAUAUUCCGCGUCCUCUUUCCUUAAUAACUUCACCACCAACUCCAUCGUUUCUCUUCUUCUCUUCUCUUCUCUUCAUUCACCCCAUCAAUAAAAUCCCAAUUCUACCCUUACCCUCUUCCCCAAUUUCCCAUCUCAACCAUGUACAGCAACGUACUUGUCAACUGCUCCAACUGCCACACCCCUCUCCAAGUCCCUCCCGGCGCCGGAUCAAUCCGUUGCGCACUCUGCCAAGCUAUCACUCUCAUUGCCGACCCACGCGCUCUCCCUCAUCAACCUUCACCAUCUCCUCACGCACCACCACCUCCUUCCCCUUACAAUCAAGCUCCCCCCGGUCCCCUUCCUAACCCUCACGGCCGUAAAAAGGCCGUCAUCGUCGGAAUCUCGUAUAAAUUCUCCCGUCAUGAACUUAAGGGCUGCAUUAACGAUGCUAAAUGCAUGCGUUAUCUUCUCAUCAAUAAAUAUAGUUUUCCUGAUUCUUCUAUUAUUAUGCUUACUGAAGAAGAAGACCCUCAUGGCCCGAAAUUUCCGAACAAGCACAACAUAAGGAUGGCAAUGUUUUGGCUUACACAAGGAACUCUACCUGGCGACUCCCUGGUUUUCCAUUAUUCUGGUCAUGGAUCGCAGCAAAGGAACUAUAGUGGGGAUGAAGCUGAUGGUUUUGAUGAAACUAUAUGUCCUUUGGAUUUUGAAACACAGGGUAUGAUAGUAGAUGACGAGAUCAAUGCAACGCUUGUAAGACCUCUUCCUCAUGGGGCUAGGCUGCAUGCACUAAUUGAUGCCUGUCAUAGUGGUACUGUUAUGGAUUUGCCAUUUCUUUGCAGAAUGAACAGUCGUGGACAAUAUGUAUGGGAGGACCAUCGCCCUAGGUCAGGUAUAUGGAAGGGAUCAAGUGGUGGAGAAGUUAUAUGUUUUAGUGGAUGCGAUGAUCAUCAAACUUCUGCAGAUACAUCUGCACUAUCUAAAAUUACAUCAACUGGAGCCAUGACAUUUUGCUUCAUCCAAGCCAUAGAGCGCUGUGCUCCCGGGGCUGCAUAUGGCACCAUUCUUACUUCGAUGCGCAGUGCCAUAAAAAAUGCUGGCAGCGGUGGUAGCGGGGGUGGCGACGUAGUAACAUCUCUUAUAUCCAUGCUUUUGACUGGAGGUAGUCUUAGCGCCGGUGGUCUGAGACAGGAACCACAGUUAACAGCUGGCGAAGCAUUUGAUGUCUACAGAAAACCUUUCUCAUUAUGAUGCUCAACAUUCUUUGUUCUGCAAUUUGAUUGAUUUCCUUGGCGCUGCCCCUGUACAUGAAUGUAUUUGAUUAUUACUAUGAGAGGUUAAUGUAUAAUAAAUUAGGCGGGCUUCUAAUUUAUUCGGUUAUCGUCAAGGACAUGUUUGGUUGAAUUUAUAUAUGAAUUUGAGAAUGCAUUUGCUCUUAGUAAUGAAUGAGUAGUUGUCGGUA
This is a messenger RNA of Trifolium pratense (red clover), 1458 nucleotides long. Its product is annotated as metacaspase-1. The transcript is spliced from 5 exons. The record is from RefSeq and is a predicted model, not a curated record. Gene Ontology annotation, biological process: proteolysis. The coding region runs from base 156 to 1247 and encodes 363 amino acids. NCBI's taxonomy places the organism in Eukaryota, Viridiplantae, Streptophyta, Magnoliopsida, Fabales, Fabaceae. Gene Ontology annotation, molecular function: cysteine-type endopeptidase activity.